Molecule: messenger RNA, 1443 nt
Organism: Colletotrichum navitas
Lineage: Eukaryota; Fungi; Ascomycota; Sordariomycetes; Glomerellales; Glomerellaceae
Product: ATP phosphoribosyltransferase
Exons: 3
Coding region: 54-1067 (337 amino acids)
Biological process (GO): L-histidine biosynthetic process
Cellular component (GO): cytoplasm
Molecular function (GO): ATP phosphoribosyltransferase activity; magnesium ion binding
Source: RefSeq, a predicted model, not a curated record
CCUACCAUGGAUUUGGUGAACCAGUUGGUUUUUACCCCUCCAUCUCAACCACGAUGAGCCAUUUCACGGGCAAGCUAACGACGACGCAAAGCCUAGAGGGCCGGCUCCUGUUCGCCGUGCCCAAGAAGGGCCGCUUGAACUCCGCCACGCUCAACCUGCUUGAGGGAGCCGACAUCCAGUUCCGCCGCGAGAACCGCCUCGACAUCGCCCUCGUCAAGAACCUCCCCAUCGCCCUCAUCUUCCUCCCCGCUGCCGACAUCCCCACCUUCGUUGGCGAGGGCCGCGUCGAUCUUGGAAUCACGGGCUGGGACCAGGUUCAGGAGCACGAUGCCGGCGUCAUUGCCAGCAACAAGGCCCGGAGAGCCUCUGUCUCGUUGAACGGCGAGGAUGCCGAGCUUCAAAAGGCCGGGGGCUGCGAGAUGGUCAUGGAGCUUGGUUUCGGCCACUGCAAGCUGCAGACUCAGGUCCCCGAGAAGGGCGCGUAUGCGACGACGGAGGACCUGAUCGGCAAGACCAUUGGCACCAGCUUCGUGAACCUGGCCGCCGAGCACUUUGCCAAGCUGGAGCUUGGUGUCGACUCGAACGGCAACAGCAACACCUCGCCCAAGAAGCUCCGCACCAAGGUCAUCGAGCUGAGCGGCAGUGUUGAAGCCGCUUGCGCGCUGGGUGUUGCCGACGGUAUUGUUGACCUUGUUGAGUCCGGAGAGACGAUGAGAGCCGCCGGUCUCAAAGCCAUCGACACCGUUGUCGAUUCGCAAGCCUGCCUUAUCAAGUCCCGUUCGCCUUCAAACACUGAACUGGUCGAUCUCAUCGCCGCUCGUAUCCGUGGUGUCAUCACUGCUCAGAAAUUCGUCUUGUGCCAGUACAACAUCGAGCGGUCCCGCCUAGCAGAUGCCAAGGCAAUCACCCCCGGCAAGCGGGCGCCGACCAUCACAACGUUGGACGAGGAGGGCUGGGUCGCCGUCAGCUCCAUGGUCGAGAAGAAGAAGAUUGCCCUCGUGAUGGACGACUUGACCCGCGUUGGCGCUCAGGAUAUUUUGGUGCUCGAUAUUCACAACACUCGAUAGACUUGACGUACGUGAAGAGGGAAAAGUUGUACAAAGACCACGAAACGUGUAAUGCACCCUGGACCGAGAUGGAAUUAUUCAUUCCCCGGAAUGAAGCUAAAGAAGGAAUCCAUAAAGAAGGGAUGACGUAAGACUGAAGCUGGGUGAUAUGCUCGUUCGUUGCAGUUGUGGCUGUGAUGCCGAGACGCGCAUCGAGCGUCGACAUUGCUUGCGUCGCUAGCGUGGCUUCAAAGCUCUGCCACCUGCUUGAUAACACAUCAGCCUUGAUAACGGUUGCCACGCACUGGGCACCGCGCUGAUCGGCAAACUACUGCUUAUGUUGCGCGUGCGGAUGAAUCGGCUGGCCAUCGAUGAUUUUUGUGUGUAUGUUUGAGCC